UAUGACCCACGUCGCGCGGGGAGCGGGAGGCAGCAGCAGCAGCAGCAGCAGCAAGCAGGAGAACCGGGAGCAGCAGCAGCAGCAGCCGCCGGAUUCGGCCUCGAGGCGCCGUCGCGAGAAGGAGCGUCGGAGGCGAGGCGGGCGAGGGAAGGGAGACGAGAAGCGUCCUGGUUGCUGCCUCUGCCGCCGCUGCCACCACCUGCACCCCCCACCCUCAUCAUGCUGGCGCUGUUGUCUCGGCUGCUGGACUGGUUCCGGUCGCUGUUCUGGAAGGAGGAGAUGGAGCUGACGCUGGUCGGGCUGCAGUACUCGGGGAAGACCACCUUCGUCAACGUCAUCGCGUCAGGUCAGUUCAGUGAGGAUAUGAUUCCUACAGUGGGCUUCAACAUGCGGAAAGUUACCAAGGGUAAUGUCACAAUAAAGAUCUGGGAUAUAGGAGGACAGCCACGAUUCCGAAGUAUGUGGGAACGCUACUGCAGAGGAGUAAAUGCUAUUGUGUAUAUGGUGGAUGCUGCGGAUCGUGAAAAAAUAGAAGCCUCUAGAAAUGAGCUGCACAAUCUAUUAGACAAACCACAGCUACAAGGAAUCCCUGUUCUAGUACUUGGAAACAAAAGAGACCUUCCCAAUGCUUUGGAUGAGAAGCAACUUAUUGAAAAAAUGAACCUGGCUGCUAUUCAAGACAGAGAAAUCUGCUGCUACUCCAUUUCCUGCAAAGAAAAGGACAAUAUAGAUAUCACACUUCAGUGGCUUAUUCAGCAUUCAAAGUCCAGAAGAAGCUGAAAUAUCACCGAUAACACCCUCAGUUGGCCAUAGUCUGAUUUGUCUGCUCCUUCCAUGAUGAAAUGUUAUUCAGGAUAGUCCUCCUGUAUCCAAGGAAUUGCCUUUUUUCACAGUUCAUGCCUCCAUGUGCACUGCUGAAGACUUAUAUUCCUACUUCUGUCAUAAAAAUUGGCUAGAGUUGUCAUGAGUCGUGCAAAUGUUUUUUCUUAGUUCAUCUAAGCAGUGGCAGUGGGUGCUUCUCCCCUCUCAAAGGCUAUCAUUAAAUCAGUGUGUUUCUGCUCUGGUCUUCCUGAGCCAGGUUUUUAUAUUUGAUUAUCAACAAACUUAUUUAAUUCUUAUAUUUAGUGGCUCGUUGAAGAUGCUGACACAGGGCAGCACAAAGAUUCUAGCACCACUUUAUUGUGCUUAUAAAGCUUUUCAAACACUGUUUAAAUGGGAUACUAACUUUUUUCUCUCAGAUGCAUGUGUGAUAUGUAUUGUAAAAUGGUUUGCAAUGGAAAGUGCCAGGCACUAGAUAUUAAAUCACUAAAUUACCUUGGGUUUCUCCAAACUUCCUUCAUUCUAAUGAAUGAAAUGUCCAAUUGUCAACUUUUGUAUCUGUGCAGGUCAUUGCUAAUGACUUUAUAUGCUGAAAUUCUUAAGGGGAAUAGAGUACUUUUGAAAUAAAGCUUUCAAGUGUUUGAACACACAAGCAAGUCAAACGAACCUGGGAACCUCGGACGAGACUGAACAAUCACACCUUGUUCCUCAAAAUGCUUUGCAAAGUCUGCAUGGCACCCUAAUGGUGUCAGACUCCCAGCACAAAAUAAUCGUGUCGUUAUCUGGCUUGUCCUCUUAAUGGAAUAAUUGAGCACAGUUGCACUUGGUGCUAGGAAAUGCCUAGGCUAUUGUGACAACUCUAGAUUUGCCUGCUUUCUCGGUGUGUAAUCAUGUGUAAAAGUCCACAGGCUAAGAAAUGUUGAAUGGUGUCUUGAAGCACAAGAGAAUCAAUGAACUGAUCCUGUUUCUUGGUUAGCUUCUACACAGCAUAGAGGUGUAUGAAUCAAACUGUAACACUACUUUUGUAGCUUUACCUUCUUGGCAAUGUCAAUAUUUAAAGGGACAGACUUGUUAAGGCUGGUUUUCUUCAUACAAUGUCGAUGUAGCCCACUGUAUGCAUACAAAUAUAUGAUACACCUGCUUGUGUUGCCCCCCAUUGUUUCGUUUGUUUUUUUUAAGCAGCACCUGCAUGUACUUGGAUGUUGCACUUUUCAGAGUCCAUGUUAACACAGGUUUGGUACAUUUAAGGGCACGUUCAUAAUAUGUCUUUCAAGGACAAAAUGGUUUCUCAAAGGACAGAUAUUUCAUACUGGAACCCCCCAAGUACUGCGAUCAGCCAUGGUAUAGUAUGCCUUUGCUAAUCUGCAUGUAUGGCAAAACUCUUCUCGUCUUCUACUGGCAUUCCUGUGUUACUUACUUUCAAAGGCUCUAUGCCAAAAGGCCACAGGCCAUGCCUUUACAGUAUCACAUGGAGUUUGUAAAAGACUCCACAGUGCUAUCAGGUGGUCUGGGGGAAAAGUAACAUGGGAUCAUACAUUAGCCGCAAUAGCCGAAUAUGUGUGCAUCACAGGCAGAAUGUAUGAAUACUCAUUAAAAAGUUACAGCAGCUUUGCAACAGCAAUUGGACCAAGUUGACUUAACACACAAAUGUGCCCCACAACAGCCAGUUUUGCUUUAUACUGCCAUGGCCUUACUGUUCCCAUACAAACUUGCUGCACUGUUGCACAGACACAACUAUUGCUUCCAUUAGCAAAUUGAGCUUUUUUGCAUUUUUAACUUCAUAUGUGCUUCUAUAAAUCCUGUAUUGUUGGUGCUGUAGAGACGAGGUCAAUCACUUGCUAUUGUAGUUGACUACAGACUGCUACACUUAACUAGAGAAACUCUGCUUGUGCCUAAAAAUAAGGAAGCUGAACUAGAAUGUGUCAACUUUUCUUCUUCUUCUGAGAAUCAAAUUACUGUUAAAGAAACUGGCCUGUUGCUGAAUUCAGUGUGGGUUCUUUUUUUGUGCAUACUUCACAGCUUUCAGCAUUUCGACAUCAAAAACCACUAUCAACUUUUUAAUCUGUGCAUUAAUCUCGGCAUGUGAAGAAUUUAUACAUUUACCAAACUUUGUAAAUAUGUGAAUUUUUUUAUUUAGGUGGAUGGCAUUUUGUUUUACUGCUGUUUAGCUUUAACCAAUAAACUUAUGUUUUCAGGGUUA
Molecule: messenger RNA, 3019 nt
Organism: Podarcis muralis (Common wall lizard)
Lineage: Eukaryota; Metazoa; Chordata; Lepidosauria; Squamata; Lacertidae
Gene: ARL8B
Product: ARF like GTPase 8B
Biological process (GO): anterograde axonal transport; protein transport
Cellular component (GO): lysosomal membrane
Molecular function (GO): GTPase activity; GTP binding
Source: RefSeq, a predicted model, not a curated record